AUGUCACGUAUGAUGACCAGCCAAGACCGAGACAUGCUUCACUUCAUGACCAACUUGAAGGUGGAGGAACUCCGGCAUCCCACUCAUCACUGCACAAUCACGUUGUCCUUUCGGAGGAAUAGGUAUCUCCAAAAUGAAGUGGUUGUUAAGGAGUAUCUCGUUUACAUCACUGGAUACCGAGCAUCCCAUUCCACUCCCAUUCAGUGGCACCAGGGGUUUGAACGUAAGGCAUACAGACGCAGGCACCAUGACAGCAGCGUUAACUUCUUUAACUGGCUCUCUGACCACAACUUCGCAGGAUCUGACCAGAUUGCUGAG
Rangifer tarandus platyrhynchus (Svalbard reindeer) is the source of this 318-nucleotide messenger RNA. NCBI's taxonomy places the organism in Eukaryota, Metazoa, Chordata, Mammalia, Artiodactyla, Cervidae. The record is from the annotation of a GenBank genome assembly.